AUGAGCAACAUGACUGUUUGCUGCAAGCCCCUCAGCCGGCCCGAUGGUUCUAAAAUCGACUUCGGGGCUGAGCUGACCGGGAUGAACAUUGAGGCUAUGAAUGAUGAUGACUUCGCGUUACUCCGUCAAGCCUUGUAUGAGAAUCAGGUAGUUGUCAUCAAGAAUCAGGGCAACUUGACACCUAAGGGACAAUACGAACUCACCCGACGAUUCGAUCCCGCCGCUGGAGUCUACAGCCAUGGAAAGUCCAUUGACAAACGAAGCGUUCUCCAUGCCGAUCUCACCACCAUUCCCCAUCAGCCGCAGGUGCAAGUCAUCGGUCACGGUUUUGUCAAGGAGUACGAAGGAUUAUCCAACAUCCAGCUACGACACCCUCAUCACAAGGCCUUUCACAAGACUCCAAUCUCAGCUGAAGACGACGAGGAUUUCACACAUUUCUAUCGCUGGCACAUUGACUCAGCAAUGUACAAUCUGGAUCCACCUCUUGUCACAUCGUUGCUCGCUGUCCAAGUACCCAAGGGCCGCCGACAGACCUGCCGUUAUGACGAUGGUACAGACACUACCCUCGACGUUCCUCUUGGCACAACAGCUUUCUUCAGCGGAUACCGUCUCUACGAUCUGCUAUCCGAAGAAGAGAAGAAUUUCGUGCGUACGAGCAAGGUUGAAUAUGCGCCCCACCCCUACAUCUGGAUGAGCAAGGCCAAAUCACGCUCGAAUGGACUCGGCAUCGUAUCUGAAGGAUUGGAGCUUGCAGAGGAGGAUUUACCCCCGUUCGAGUCAGACAAGAUCAAAACAUACCCCAUGGCUUGGAGGAAUCCGGUGACGGGCAAGUUGGCGAUGAUGGUGUACCCAACGUGUGUUAGGAAAAUACACCUUGAGAACGGCGAAGUUUUGGACAACCUUCCUGAGAUUCGAGAAAGGUUGUAUCGUUUGCAGAGACGGGCGAUUGAUCCUGAUUACAUCUAUCCUCAUGAUUGGGAAGAGGGGGAUCUUGUGCUCUUUAACAAUCAUGGAGUGAUGCAUUCCAUUGUGGGCUCGUUCAAGGAUAAUGAGGUUCGGAUUUUCAGACAAUGCAAUAUGGCUGCAAGUCGGCCUCCGAUGGGACCGUUGACGAUCUAG
Molecule: messenger RNA, 1119 nt
Organism: Penicillium odoratum
Lineage: Eukaryota; Fungi; Ascomycota; Eurotiomycetes; Eurotiales; Aspergillaceae
Product: TauD/TfdA dioxygenase family protein
Exons: 2
Coding region: 1-1119 (372 amino acids)
Molecular function (GO): oxidoreductase activity
Source: RefSeq, a predicted model, not a curated record